Messenger RNA from Gekko japonicus, 1565 nucleotides. It is a transcript of the gene MAFG, whose product is annotated as v-maf avian musculoaponeurotic fibrosarcoma oncogene homolog G. Gene Ontology annotation, biological process: regulation of epidermal cell differentiation; regulation of transcription by RNA polymerase II. Gene Ontology annotation, molecular function: RNA polymerase II cis-regulatory region sequence-specific DNA binding; DNA-binding transcription factor activity, RNA polymerase II-specific. Lineage: Eukaryota; Metazoa; Chordata; Lepidosauria; Squamata; Gekkonidae. Gene Ontology annotation, cellular component: nucleus. The record is from RefSeq and is a predicted model, not a curated record.
AUCGGAGACGUUUUAGAGGGGAGACUUCUGCCCUGUCUGAUUUUUCCCGAAGCUGACUGCGAAGGCUUGCGUGUUAUGACGACCCCCAACAAAGGAAACAAAGCCUUGAAGGUGAAGAGGGAGCCAGGUGAGAAUGGGACCAGCUUGACAGAUGAAGAGCUGGUGACCAUGUCCGUACGGGAGCUGAACCAGCAUCUGCGGGGCUUGUCGAAGGAGGAGAUAAUCCAACUCAAGCAACGUCGGCGAACCCUGAAGAACAGAGGCUAUGCUGCCAGCUGCCGUGUCAAGAGGGUAACACAGAAGGAGGAGCUGGAGAAGCAGAAAGCAGAACUUCUUUUUAAUGCCAGCAUGAAAAUGGAACUUGAUGCCCUGCGCUCCAAGUAUGAGGCACUGCAGAACUUCGCCCGGACCGUGGCCCGGAGCCCUGUCACCCCUGCGCGGGGACCACUUGCUUCAAGCAUGGGUCCCCUCGUGCCUGGCAAGGUUGUCACCACCAGCGUCAUCACGAUAGUGAAAUCUAAAACGGACGCCCGGUCUUAGUGAAACGAGCACCGCCUGGGCUUGUGUGUGCAGGGCAGAUAGGCACAAAGCUCAUCCGGAAUCCCCAAAGCACAACCCUCACCCAGAUGGCCCAGCCACACAGGCACAUGCUGGCCCGCUUGUCACUGCAGUCCCUUUGUUUUUAGCUUUGUUCUGGUUGAUGUGACUGAUGGUGAUGCAACCCUUCUGUGUGAGCAGAACCUUCCACCCAGGGUAUUCUGGGAACAGAAACUGGAGGACCUUGAUAUCUUGGCAAAGGGAUUCUCAGCAGCAUAGAGUAGAGUCUUGGGGUGGAAUAACCCAAAAGGGGGAGGGCAGAGGUCAUAGAAAGUUAGAAGAUCUGCUGUCAGUAUCUUCUGAUGAUUUAUACUAUUCUUCCAGGGUUGUGUGUCAGCUGUCCAAUCUGCUGCUUGUAAAUUGCUUGGUAUCAGUGACUGUAAUGGGGGUAGUUUGUGUAACCAUUUUUAUAUUAACAUCUAGUUGCGCCUCUUGUGUUUAAAGGUGGGAUUCCUUGGGACUUUUCCUGAAAGGGGAGGGAAGUGGCAAAACUGCAAUUUCCUGGUGUCUGUGCUGCAAAGAAGUGAAAAAAGACAGGAAUGAGCACUGUAUUAACUUGACUAUCAGGCUGUACCAUGGUGACUACAGGCCAGUUUUGUGCCUAAUGUGUUGCACUGAUCAAGACCAAAAUCACUAGUUGUUUUGUGUGUUUGAAGAGUAUCAAGUGUCUCUAGUGUGAUGGUUUACACAACCAGUUUAUGUGGUUUAAAUAGCCCUUUAUUUAAGAGAGAAACAUUCAUUUUUAAGAAUUAUGAAAUCUAAGUUUUCAAACCUAAAAUUGGACAAAGCUUGUACAUGACAGUCUCCCUUUUCACCUGAGAGGGUGAGAAUAUUUGAUUGUCGUAUUCUCGGAGGAAUUGCUAGUUUGAAAAAGAAAAAGUAAAUUUUAAAAGUUUCUCACUAAGCUUUUGUGGCUCUGAGGUUGGUUUUUAUAAAGAGUUAUCAGACUUUUAUUUAUAAAUAACAUG